Messenger RNA from Hyla sarda, 2157 nucleotides. RefSeq names its product tyrosyl-DNA phosphodiesterase 1 (gene TDP1). The transcript has 17 exons. Bases 130 to 1995 code for a protein of 621 amino acids. Gene Ontology annotation, molecular function: double-stranded DNA binding; single-stranded DNA binding; 3'-tyrosyl-DNA phosphodiesterase activity. Lineage: Eukaryota; Metazoa; Chordata; Amphibia; Anura; Hylidae. Gene Ontology annotation, cellular component: nucleus. The record is from RefSeq and is a predicted model, not a curated record. Gene Ontology annotation, biological process: single strand break repair; double-strand break repair.
GGGGGCAGUAGACGGUCAACUAUAACCGGAGACCACGGGGAUAUACCUGAAAUUAGAGGAGGUGACGUCUGUGCGCGCGCCGCUUGGUGACGUCAUCACCGCGCGACACAUGUGGAGCUGACCCGCAGAAUGAGCAGGGGCUCUGGUUCCCAACAGGGGAGUUACGGCAAGUGGACAUUGUCCAGUAGCGAAGAUGAGUCCGAGGAUCAGGGGACGUCUUUUAGAUCUGAGGUGAAACCCAGCGCCAGCCCCCCUCCUCCUCCUCCUCCCCAGUAUCCCGGCUCGGACGCCCGGAAGGAGUCUUACAAGAGGAAGUCAAAUCCUCUGAAGUUUGAGGAGAUCCCCGGUAAGGAGCCAUCACCAGCCAAGAAGCCGAAAAUAGACCGAGAGGAUUCAGGUUGGUGUCUGUCCAGCAGUGAGGACGAGUCCAAACCGGAGAGGAGGGUGAAGUCAGAGAGAGCCGAGACGUCAACGAAAACGGAGGCGCCAAAGCUGAAGAAGGAAAGCGGACAUAGCCCCGACACCCAGGACAAGUAUAGGACCCCCAGCGACACUCAGGACCCCUGGGAUGUUCUGCAGGCUGGCGAACCUUUCCGCUUUUAUUUGACUAAAGUCACAGGGAUCAAGCCCAAGUAUAACACUGGAGCGCUCCACAUCAAAGAUAUUCUGUCUCCUCUUUUUGGGACUCUGGUGUCUUCAGUUCAGUUUAACUACUGCAUAGACGUGGCCUGGCUGGUGAAGCAGUACCCGCAGGAGUUUCGGGAUAAACCAUUAUUGAUCGUUCAUGGGGAGAAGCAGGAAUCCAAAGCUCGACUACAUGAAGAUGCUCAUCCCUAUGAGAACGUCCGGCUCUGCCAGGCUCGGCUGGAUCAGGCGUUCGGCACUCACCAUACGAAAAUGAUGCUGCUCUUAUACGAGGAAGGACUGCGAGUCGUCAUCCACACCAGCAAUCUGAUCCGCGAUGACUGGCACCAGAAGACCCAGGGGAUCUGGCUGAGUCCUCUGUAUCCCAGACUGCCUGAGGGGUCUUCAUCAUUAGCCGGGGAGUCAAUAACCAACUUCAGGGCUGACUUGGUGGCUUAUUUGACCGCGUACAACUCUCCGAGCCUCAGGGAAUGGACGGACAUCAUUAAGCAGCACGAUCUGUCAGAGACCAGGGUGUAUUUGGUGGCAUCGACACCCGGGAGGUUCCAGGGAUAUGAGAAGGAGAAAUGGGGGCACUUCCGCCUUAGAAAGAUUUUAAGAGAGAAGUGCGGCCCCAUCGCUGGUGUGGAAUCUUGGCCGGUGAUUGGGCAGUUCUCCAGUAUAGGCUCAAUGGGAACCGAUCAAAGCAAAUGGCUGCAUUCAGAAUUCAGUGAGAGUAUGAAGACCCUGGGGAAGGGGGAGAAAACUCUGCCGCAUUCCCAAAAACCCCUGCAAUUGAUCUACCCGUCUGUGGACAAUGUUAGGACCAGUCUGGAAGGAUAUCCAGCUGGCGGCUCCCUCCCGUACGGGCUCCAGACGGCUCAGAAGCAGCCCUGGCUCCACACCUUCUUCCACAAGUGGAAAGCAGAAACAUCCGGCCGCAGCCGAGCCAUGCCGCACAUCAAGACGUAUAUGCGCAUGUCACCGGACUGCCGGGAGCUGGCGUGGUUCCUGGUGACAAGUGCAAACCUCUCCAAAGCUGCAUGGGGGUCUCUGGAGAAGAGCGGGACCCAGCUGUUUAUCCGGUCCUAUGAACUGGGGGUCUUAUUCCUGCCAUCUGCCUUUGACCGCCCCAGUGGAACGUUCCAUGUGAAGCUGAAUGUCUACGCCAAGAAGGGAGAUUCUACAGGAUCCUUCCCGGUUCCCUUUGAUUUACCACCUGAGCGAUACACUGGAAAAGAGAGGAGUAUGUACUGUACCGUGAUUGGCCAGACAAGUAAAAGAGGAACUAAUUUGUAUAGACCCUGGAUCUGGAACAUUCCAUAUGUUAACGCUCCGGACUCCCACGGGAAUAUCUGGUGCCCCUCGUAGGACCCCCGACCCCCUAUAGAUGUGAAGAAGAGACGACAGGACCAGCACUGGAGCCCCGAGCGCAGAGGUUUCAGUCCGUCAUGUAGCAGAAUUUUUUUUUACGUUUUCUCACAAAAAUAAGGAAAUGGAGAACAAUAAUAAAAUGUAAUUUCUAUCAUGGAA